This is a messenger RNA of Prunus armeniaca (apricot), 231 nucleotides long. The record is from the annotation of a GenBank genome assembly. Lineage: Eukaryota; Viridiplantae; Streptophyta; Magnoliopsida; Rosales; Rosaceae.
AUGUUUACCACACAACGAAGUGAGAGUAGAAAAGAGAACCACGUAGAUUAUAAGUCUUCCUCUGUAGAUAUCCGAUGUAGCACCCAUUACUUUAUGGAGAAACAAGCUCAAGUUGUUUACACUAUUGCAAAAUUCAAGGAGUUCCAAGAUGAAUUAACAGCGAAGUUAAGUGCAAUUGUUCCAAGUUUGAGUUUAGAGAAAUAUUAUGCAGAUAUGCCAUUUAUGUCUUGA